Messenger RNA from Tarenaya hassleriana, 1533 nucleotides. Its product is annotated as transcription factor bHLH14. The transcript has 2 exons. Bases 143 to 1462 code for a protein of 439 amino acids. Gene Ontology annotation, cellular component: nucleus. Gene Ontology annotation, biological process: regulation of DNA-templated transcription. Gene Ontology annotation, molecular function: DNA-binding transcription factor activity; transcription cis-regulatory region binding; protein dimerization activity. NCBI's taxonomy places the organism in Eukaryota, Viridiplantae, Streptophyta, Magnoliopsida, Brassicales, Cleomaceae. The record is from RefSeq and is a predicted model, not a curated record.
UAAAAACUAAGAAUCAUUUUGGGUCAUUUAAUUGAAAUUGCAUAGCCAUACAAUGUACACGUAUGAUAUAAAUGAUUACUCUUCUCGACUGUAGAGCGCAGUUUAUUUCCAGCAUCUCCCCUUGUUGUCUUCUUCCUCAACAAUGGAUGAACUCAGAGUUUCUCCCUCUUCGUCCACUUCUCUUGUCACUGUAACCGAGGAACCUCCGGCGACGGGUUCUCUGCAGCAGAAACUCCGGUCGGUCAUAGAAACGUCGUCGCCGGACAGGUGGGCUUACGUCAUUUUCUGGCAGAAACUGUCCGAUGAUCAGUCUGGUCGGUGUUUCUUGGCCUGGGGAGAUGGCCAUUUCCGAGGAGUCCACAACCACAAGUCCCACCAAAAUCUUACAAAUGAUAACAUGGAGUGUGAAGCGGCUGUGGACGGCGGCGACAGCGUCUGCGAUCUGGAAUGGUUCUACGUAAUGUCCCUCACGAGCUCGUUCCACGACGGAGAUGAGUCACCGAGGAAAGAUUUCACCGGCGGAUCCUUGCUAUGGCUCACCGGCGCCGAUGACCUCCGCCUUCACGACUGCGACCGAGCCAAAGAAGCCAGUUUGCACGGUGUUCAGACCUUCGUCUCCGUACCCUUACGAAACAGCAUCAUCGAACUCGGUUCACCCGACAAGAUCCCACAAAACUGGAGUUUGGUCAACCUUGUCAGAUCCUUGUUCGGCUCAGAUCCACCGGAGAUACCACUGACCAAACCACCGCCCCUUGAUUCCCUCGGCCGGUACGUCUCUUUCGCCGACAUGGGAAUUACGACGGCACUAUUACAAGGGCAAAAGACACGGACCGGGUCGGGUCCUAGCCCAGGUCGUCCGCCGUUGCUACUGACGGACUCCGAGUACUCCGACUUCGACGGGAUUUUUCAGGGUAACAAGCGGAGGAAGAAACUCGGGACACCGGCGGCGGUCCCGGUGAACCACGUGGAGGCGGAGAGGCAGAGGCGGGUGAAGCUGAACCACCGGUUCUACGCGCUACGCGCCGUCGUACCGAACGUGUCGCGGAUGGACAAGGCUUCACUCUUGUCCGACGCCGUUUCUUACAUCAACGAACUGAAGGCCAGGAUCGAGGAGCUCGAAACGCAGCUGCAGACGCAGACGCAGUCGCCCAGUUGCAGCAACAACAACAACAACAACCAGAGCAAUACGACGUCGUCGGAGGCAGGGGGAGUGAUCCCUGGCGCCGAGGUGCAGGUGAAGAUGGUAGGAGACGAAGCGGUGGUUAGGGUUCAGUCGGAGAACGUGAACCAUCCGACGGCGGCGUUAAUGGGAGCACUGAGGGAGAUGGAGUGCCGUGUGAUCCACGCCAGUGCCUCACGCGUGAACGACCUCAUGGUCCAAGACGCAGUCGUUUGGGUUCCCAUCGGUCUUAGAUCCGAAGAUAGUCUUCGGACAGAACUUGUCCGGAAGCUCGACCAAUGAAUAAAUCUACUCGUAAUUACCAGUUUUAAUCGUACGUUAUUAACUUUGUAACCUUUCUUAAUUUCCUUUUU